Molecule: messenger RNA, 1806 nt
Organism: Galdieria sulphuraria
Lineage: Eukaryota; Rhodophyta; Bangiophyceae; Galdieriales; Galdieriaceae
Exons: 2
Coding region: 37-1773 (578 amino acids)
Source: RefSeq, a predicted model, not a curated record
CUUUGGUUGCUGAAGAAGAAAUGUGCAACUCCAUGAAUGCAACAAGGCAAAUAUUCUUCUAAUGAUCGGUUAUUGCAAAUUCAUGAGAAUUCGAAUUCUCUUUUGGCUAGUAGAACUCUUCACGCUUGUUUUUACGAUUUUGCUAUUACAAUUUAUUCUUAUGAUCGUCCACGUUCGCUCAACCGACUCUUGCUGGAUAUUCUAGAGCAAGAGCAGCAUGCAGUGGUCAGAAAGCGACGGCUAUUUUUACAAGUUAUAGAUGAUAAUACCAUUGGUUGCUAUGAUAUUCACUAUUGGCGAAAUUCAAAGUCUGAUGGUGUGGAUGACUUCUAUCGAGUCAAUAGCGAAGAGCAGCUAUUAGAACUCCCUUGUAUCUUCCCCUCCCGACUGUUUCAAGUCUUAAAAACUCUAAAAGGGACUUUUGAUUGGCAGAUAUGGAUAAGCAAAAGACAUUUUGGCAAACACGAGCACUGGAAAAUGGUGCGACGUGCGUUUGAAACCUUGAAAGGUGUUCACAGUACUUUUUAUGUAUUCUUACAAGAUGAUAUGAGAAUAUGUUCUCAGUUCUUAAGUAGAGCACAAAAAUUUUGGUUAGUUAUUGAGGAUACGUACAAAAUGACGCUUUCUUUGCAUUGUGAUAGCAAUAGAGUGAAUUACUCCGGUUGGACAACGCUAAGUUCAAGACAGAUGGAUAACAUUGUAGUUCUAUCAGGGUGGGUAGAGUCAAGUAAUUUCCUUUGCGAAAGACGUUUUCUUGAAUGGAUAAACUUUUCUGUUCCAACUGUGAAUCCUUCUCGGUGGUAUCGUAGAAAAUAUGCUUCCUCCGGUGUUGGUGAGACGUUGUCAAAUCUACUUCACCGAGAGGGCUAUAACAUGUAUCGUACUUCAUAUUCUCUUUUGUAUCACACUCGUGCUCAUGAGUCUAAAAUGCAUCCAGUCAUCAGAAAAGAAGAGAUUUUGGAAACAUAUGCCUUUAUUGAUGGACAGAUUGUUAGUUCUCGCAUGGAGUUGGAAUGCGCUACUGUUACUUGUUCCAUGGUUUCAACUUGGCCAAGGAUUCAGUUACUAUACGACUCUUUGUAUAGCCUGGCUCCUCAAGUUGAUGUUAUUUAUUUGUAUCUGAACGAUUAUGAAUAUAUUCCUCCAUUUCUUCAUAUAGGUUUCAUUCAAAUAGUGUCUUCUUCUGAGUCAUCAGACUUGGGAGAUAUCGGGAAGUUUUAUGUUACUCCUUAUUCAGACUAUCAUUUUACACUGGAUGAUGAUAUAAUCUACCCCUGGGAUUUCGUGAUGGCUAUGAUUCGCUGCUAUGCAUCCCUUCCACAACCUUGCCUUUUGGGAGUGUAUGGUGUAAUGCUUGAUCAGGAAAAAUUAUUUCGGCAAGACUAUUUUCAAUCAAGAACUGUGAUAAGCCUUGAAAUGGCCGUAUCUCAUCCUUGUCGAGUAAACAUAAUAGGCACAGGUGCUAUGUUGUAUCAGCCUCGUUCAUUCAAGAUAUCUAAAGAAAUUUUCAUAGAGAAGAAUAUGGCAGACAUAUAUAUUUCUAUGCAGGCUAAAAUUAGGAAUAUCAGUCUAUUUAUUGUGAAUCGUUCAAGUUACUGGUUGAUUGAGCAGAGAAAGGACGGCAUUCCCUCCAUUUACGAAGACGUCAUAAGAAAUAGACAGAAACGCAGGAAAAUUACAAAAAUACUUCGUGACUUCAUGCCUUGGGAUUGUUCGCAUACAGACAACGAUUCAGUAUGUUGUUUACUCAAUAACAAAAUACCACUCUAUUAACUGCGCUUCGCUGACAUCAGACGAAGCACUUUU